Messenger RNA from Mya arenaria, 2544 nucleotides. Its product is annotated as serine/arginine-rich splicing factor 2-like. Gene Ontology annotation, biological process: chromatin organization; negative regulation of transcription by RNA polymerase II. The record is from RefSeq and is a predicted model, not a curated record. The transcript is spliced from 5 exons. NCBI's taxonomy places the organism in Eukaryota, Metazoa, Mollusca, Bivalvia, Myida, Myidae. Gene Ontology annotation, molecular function: chromatin binding. Bases 82 to 837 code for a protein of 251 amino acids. Gene Ontology annotation, cellular component: pericentric heterochromatin.
AUUAGUUUAGUGUAGCCACGCAUACUUCGGCGUCUGUUUUUACGAGGAGCGCGAAGGCUCACGGGAGUGUGGUAAUUCAAAAUGUCGGCAUCUGAAAGCGAAUUGGAGGUUGCAGAGAUACUAGGUGAGCGAAAGAGCCGUAAAGGCCUGGAGUACCUCAUCAGGUGGAAGAACUAUGGUAAAGAUGAAGAUUCCUGGGAGCCACUGAAAAACUUGCAAAAUGCAGUCCAGGCUCUGGCUGCCUUCAAAGCAAAGCUAUCUUCUCCAAAGAAGAAGAGUGGAAGAAAGUCAAAAUCUCGAUCAAGAUCUAGAAGUCGUUCACGCAGCAGGACCUCGAGCAAAUCACCGGCCCGCGGGAAGAAGGCGGCGUCACCAUCCAGGUCCAGUCGAAGGUCUACAACUACAGUAACAAAAACACCCACUGUACAGGAGACAAAGACCGAAACAGUCACAACCUCACCAGGCAGGAGAGCAACAACAACAGAGACUGUCACUAAAUCUCUACUCACUCCAUCUACAAGCCAAAAAAUCUCUCAGGUGACGAGGAGCACUGAGGUGCACACAUCAUCCACACGCACGGAUUCUGUAGCCCCCCAGAAAGAGCCAUUGGGAAUCAUGGGUAGAUUGUGCGGCUGCUGGAAAAACAUGUGUAACUGCACAUGUGGCAUUGUCAGGUCCGACUAUCCGGCCAUCGUGGUGUUCACAACCAUUGCCAUCAUCAUUCUUAGCUUCAUUGUCCAGGAUAAAGUUGACUUUGAGAAGGGCUGGGCUGCAUUUGUUGGCUUCUUUGUGGGCAUCUGGACAUGGCUGACGUCGCUGAUGCCAAAGAGCAGCUAGAGGGCGGCCUGGCACCUACAGCCAUUCAGGUGGUGUGUGUGCCCGGUCCGGUGGCACCCACUGUUGUAUAAAAGGCAGCAAACCAUGUCUUUAUUCAAUCAUCAUGUUGACAGGAUGUUAUCCUACUCACUGUCACUUGUUUUAUUAGUUAGUUUUAAUAAUUGUCUUGCAUUGUCCUGCUUUGGAUCUAAACCUCUUUGACCAUAAAGUAUUCAAUUCUAUUUUUUGUAUCUUAAUUAUGAACUUUUAGAGUAUUUUGAGAAUGGUUUUACUUAGGUUUUGUACAGCUUUUAAGAAUAGUAGUUUUUAUGGAAAAGUCAUAUGCAGGCUUUGUGAGGUGAUCAUAAUUUUCUGAAUGAAGUGCAUAUUAUACUCCUAAAAGACUAAAUAAAUGAGAGAAAUAAAUAUUGUAUUGAUAUAUAUAUAUGUAUAAUUGUACCUUUUUCCUUCUUAGAUUCUUGCAAUUUAAGCAUUUUAAAAGAAUGUGGCCAAACUCAAUUCUUUAAUUUCUUGUUUUGAAAGAAUUGUUGUUAGCAAGCAAUACCUGUAUCACUGUUGUAUUUACUUGAAGUAUUAUCACACUAAGAGGUCAUAUGGUGUACUUAAUUACUUGAUUCCAGUAGAUAGCUUGUGCAUAAAAGUUUUGAUACUCAGAUUGUACCCUUCUUAAUCAGGUUGUAUACAUGCAUUGGCAUACUUGGUGUACAUGAUUUUUUAUGUUUUAUUUUUAAACAUUACAAAAUACAUUGUUUUAUUCAGUCAUACACCAAAAUGUUAAAUGUUAGUCUUAUAGUUUGCCGUAUAAUCAAAUGUUAAUCCAAUUCCAAAAUAAUUACUGCCCAUUUGAAACCUGCCGGCCAGGGACUAAUCAAAACCUACAGCACCAUUAAUUGUGUUUAAUUCAGUUGCUUUAGCUUCUAGAGUUUUUGCCCUGGUAUUAACAGUUAAUUAAUGAAACUUUUUUACCAUACAAUAGGUGUGGCUUUUACAAAAUUAUUUGCAUUUCUUAAUUUGCUAGCUUUUACUUGCCAUUAGGGAUUCCCCUGUAGGAUUUUAAUGUUGCAUUAAGGCAUUCAAAGUAAUUAUUUUUCAGUUUUACCCCUUUCCAGCUUGAAAUUUUAAGUGAGAUUUAUUAUGCAAAGUUUCUGCUGAACUAAAAUGUAUUUUGAAGGUCUGAUUGAUACUUUUUGCAGGAUACCAAUUUUGUGAAUCAAUUGAAUUUAUAUGUGUUGUAAAUAGGUGCCUUAAUGUAAUGUUGGUUUUAUGUCAACCAUUUAAUAAAUUAUGAGUAAAGUAAGAUGUUUCCAUUAUUCGUACACUGGUGGCAUAUAGUUUGUAUGUUAUAAAAAGGAUUUCAGCAUCCAUCGUAUAUGUCACAUUGCAAAUACAUGAAACAUUUAGAGUUUCUCAUAUUAUGUAUCUGGUAUGUACUGCAUAUGUUUUUAAUGAUCAUUCGUAUGUGUUUUGCCAUCAUCAUACAUUUAGUUAUGGCUAAUUCAUCCUUUUAAACUCUCAUUUUAAUGUCAUGAUUCUGUUUGAUGUCAACAUUUAUUACCAUAUUUCCAUGUUUCAGUAUUUGUACCGAACAAGUAAUAAUUGUUUCAUAAACAACAAGUGUACAUUCGUUUUGUAUGCAUUUGGUGUCGUUCUUUGUGUACUGUAAAAGUGUCAUGUAUUUCAAUGUAAGCAAUAAAUUUCUUACCAAUC